UAACUGUCAAUCUUGCAAAGCCUCAUGGGACUUGUAGUUUGGCAACAGCUGAAGGGCCGCCAGUUUGACACCCGUGCUCUACAUCAGGGUGUCAAACUGGUGGCCCUCCAGCCAUUGCCAAACUACAAGUCCCAUCAUGCCUCUUCCUUUGGGAGUCAUGCUUGUAGCUGUCAAUCUUGCAAUGCCUCAUGGGACUUGUAGUUUGGCAACAGCUGGAGGGCCGCCAGUUUGACACCUGAGCGUCUACAUUCUGUGAACAGGUAGGCAAGUAUUUUAUUGCAUGUCUCUUCUGCCUGCCCACCAUUUUUAAUUUCUUGCCUUUAGUUUCACUUUAGCCUUACUCAAGUGCAAUGAGUAAAGUGGUAAGAGCU
Molecule: messenger RNA, 371 nt
Organism: Staurois parvus
Lineage: Eukaryota; Metazoa; Chordata; Amphibia; Anura; Ranidae
Source: the annotation of a GenBank genome assembly